UGCUCAGAGUAAAACGCAGUUCCCAACUCCCAGCUGCUCGCAGUCUUGCUUCGCGCCUCCGGCGAGUCAAGCUGACUCCUUUGGAAGUGUUUCAAUCUUUCUCCUUCUAUCUUCUCCCCUCAAGAAAGAUGUCCUAGUUCGGGAAGAAGAGCCUCUGCAGGCCAGAGAGUAUCUUGAGUGCCAGGGGCACCCUACCUGUUUGUCAGCUCAGAUGGGAGGUGCCAGCUGACUGACCAACCCUUACCUGAGAUGGAUGCCCGUGGCGUCCUCCACCUCAUUCUCCUUUGCCCAAUGACACUUGAGCAGAGCACAGCUUUACCAUGGUGAUCAUAUUCUCCAAAAGCCUGGAAAAGAAGAAGGGUGUCAAUGAUGUAAGGCCCAAGAGCAGCGAACGACGGCCGCGUGAGCGCCACACCAUGAGCAGAGGGACGACCCUCUUCUCUUGUGGAACUGCUGAGGCAGACAGAUGGCUAAAUCCAGUGCGAAGCUUCCAGUCAGGUACCAGUCUGGAAAGCCUGUGGGAUGCGAUGCCUGAGCCGGGCACUACCACAGCUAUCACCAACCUGAUCAGAGAUCUCAGCCUGGCUGAAGGCGCCUUGAACAAAACCAACCCCGUCGUCCCUGCCGCUUUGCACUACACCACUACCGCCACCGGCCAAGCUCCCACGGCGCCCCCCAGCAAGCGUCAGUGUCGCUCUUUGUCCUUGUCCGACGAAUUCGGCGGUUUUCGCUCAUCGUGGCGGCCUCAGGGAUCCCGAUUGUGGACUGCGGUGGAGAAGCGACGGUGCUACAGCGGGGGGAGUGUCCGCACUGGCGGAGGGUUCUCUAGCAGUCACUGCCCUGCCAUGCAGCGGAGCUCCAGCUUCAGUUUUCCUUCAUGCACCAGCAUCCCCACCGAUGGACCUUUGGAACUGCCCUUCUUCAACCAGAGACUGCCAGCCCACCCUCACUUUACAGCCUCUCCGGUGUCCCCCAGCUCUCCUUUCUUCCAAACUCCCCAGUCCUACCGCGGCCCCUUCCUGCGACCUCUCUCCCUCUCCCACGAGCAGAUCAGCCUGCCUGAACUCCAAACAGAAGAGGCUUCUGAGGCCAGCUCUCCAGACUCCACCCCAGAACUCGGGCGGCGGUCCGGCCAGAGGAACGACGGUAACGGCUGUCUGUCUCGGAGCAGGUCACAGCCCUGCGUGCUGAACGAUAAAAAGAUAGGGAUGAAGCGGCGGAGACCUGAGGACGCUCAUGAGCAGAGGCCUUCUCUGGACCUUGCCAAGAUGACUCAGCAACUCCAAACGUUCCAGAGCUUGAGUUGCCCAGGCUUCUCUUUCUUCGACAGCUGCCGAUCCGAUCCGCCCCCGUCGAGCCAACGGCAAUCGGAAUUCACCACCGUUUCCGAGCUGGGACUGGAUCACCGGCAGGAGGUGACCGGAGACGGCGAGGAUUCGUCAGAUGAGGAAGCAGACAGCGAUUCUGCUUGUAGCGUGGGGUCCAGAUCUGGCUCGCCACCGGGCGAAGUUACCCUCUGGAAGGGCGACCGUGGAGCGAGCAGGGACAUUUUCCAGCUUGGGGGAGAGCUUGACCUGGAGCAGAUUGAGCGGAAUUGAAGCAGAUCUUCAGGAUGUUGAUGAACAGAUGGGUUAAGGAACGUCUCAACUCAUUUGAAAGGGAAAGACGUUGGACUAACAUCGGGACUGUUUUGAACUUUAGUUGCUGUAUUUGCUCAGGAGAAUGAAAGUGAGGGUUUAGUAGUCUUAAGAAGAAAAAAAAAAAAAACUCAGACCCGCCAAGGUCUUCCCACCUGGUCCUACGUUAGCGCAGUUUAGCAUCGCUUUCCUUUAACUCAGUGGACGCAGGGACGAUUAUGUAAGUAUGCUACGACACAUACAACUUUGACUUUGUUGAAUGUAGGCUCAAUAAGCUUUAAGAUAUGGUCUGCGUUUACAUGGACAAACAUUUUUUUGAGAAGAACUAUGUGAGUGUAAAUCAGAUUCAUAGCGCAGACCAUGCUGAGAGAUAGUUAGAAAAGAAAAUUGUUUAAACUUGGCUGGUUCUUGAUGUCCAUGUAAACAUAGCCACCAUUGACUUCCUUCCUCCUCACCUCUUUUGUAGUUUCUUUAUAAGCAAAUUGUAUAUUUGAAUUAAAAUCCGAAAUGAUUAGUUGUGAUACCAAUGUUUAUUUUUCUAUUUUUUGUUUUUUAAUGGAGCUGUACGAAUGUGGAGCGAAAGUGUGAGGAGGGAGGUUCUUGGACAUGAAAAUAAAUCUCCAUUUGCCACA
Messenger RNA from Corythoichthys intestinalis (scribbled pipefish), 2269 nucleotides. RefSeq names its product protein FAM53B-like. The transcript is spliced from 5 exons. Bases 321 to 1598 code for a protein of 425 amino acids. Lineage: Eukaryota; Metazoa; Chordata; Actinopteri; Syngnathiformes; Syngnathidae. Gene Ontology annotation, cellular component: nucleus. Gene Ontology annotation, biological process: positive regulation of canonical Wnt signaling pathway; protein import into nucleus. The record is from RefSeq and is a predicted model, not a curated record.